CCGCCGCCGAGCGCAGGGGCGCGCGGGUCAAGCUGCAAGCCGAGACGGCAGAAACCGCUGCGCGUGAGUUUCCCGGGGCUGCGGUCGCGGCGCUGCCGGCCUGGCCGGGUUGGCUGCGUGAGGUAAACUCUUGCUGAGGAGGGAAAAAUGCCUAAAAAGAAGACUGGGGCCAGGAAGAAGGCCGAGAACCGCCGGGAGCGUGAGAAACAGCUGAGGGCUUCCCGGGGCACCGUGGACUUGGCUAAACACCCGUGUAAUGCCGCAAUGGAGUGUGACAAAUGUCAAAGACGACAGAAGAAUAGAGCAUUUUGCUACUUUUGUAAUUCUGUACAGAAGUUACCAAUUUGUGCACAGUGUGGGAAAACAAAGUGCAUGAUGAAAUCUUCUGAUUGUGUCAUAAAGCAUGCUGGUGUGUACAGUACUGGCCUUGCAAUGGUGGGUGCAAUUUGUGACUUCUGUGAAGCCUGGGUGUGCCAUGGGAGGAAGUGUCUCAGCACACAUGCGUGUGCCUGCCCGCUAACUGAUGCUGAGUGCGUGGAGUGUGAGCGCGGUGUCUGGGAUCAUGGAGGCAGAAUAUUCAGUUGCUCUUUUUGCCAUAACUUUCUCUGUGAAGAUGAUCAAUUUGAGCAUCAAGCCAGCUGCCAGGUUUUAGAAGCAGAAACAUUUAAAUGUGUUUCAUGUAAUCGGCUUGGUCAGCAUUCAUGUCUCCGUUGUAAGGCUUGCUUCUGUGAUGAUCAUACAAGGAGCAAGGUGUUUAAACAAGAAAAAGGAAAACAACCCCCUUGUCCUAAAUGUGGGCAUGAAACUCAGGAGACCAAGGAUCUCAGCAUGUCAACGCGCUCCUUGAAAUUUGGCAGGCAGGCUGGAGGUGAAGAGGGUGACGGAGCUUCUGGGUAUGACGCGUACUGGAAGAACCUUUCAUCUGACAAAUACGGGGAGAGCAACUACCACGAAGAGGAGGAGGAGGAGGAGGGUGAAGCAGAGGAUGAGGAGGAGGAAGAAGAUGAAGGUGGAAAGGAUUCAGAUGCUGAACCGUCAGAUCUGUUUACAAACUUGAAUUUAGGAAGGACCUAUGCCAGUGGCUAUGCUCACUACGAGGAGCAAGAGAACUAGGGCGGCUGCUUGGCGCUCCGUGCCCGUGUGUCCGGGGAGCGCGAAUGCGUGUGUGCUUGAUGUGCUAUGUGCAGAGGGUCAGGAUGAGAAGACUAACCCCACACUGGGCCAGUGUGUAGCACAUGGCAUUUUCAUAGGAACUGGUAAUCAGGCUUAAAACCCAAAACAAGGUUCAAAUGUAAGAUGUUUAUUGAUAAGCAAAUAAAGCAUCAUGGAUUAGUUUAUUAAUGAUCUCAGUAGUCUAGUAGGUUUGCCAAUUAGAUCCAUUUAUAUUGGAUAAAGGAAUAGCUCAGUAAUAUAUUUACUUGAAAUUAAAUUACUGGUUUUAUUAAAAAAACUGCUUAUGAAUUCAUUGUAUCAGAUUUUAUAAAACAUAGUGAAUAAAUGGAUAACUAUUUUUUAU
Ochotona princeps (American pika) is the source of this 1516-nucleotide messenger RNA. It is a transcript of the gene NOAZFP, whose product is annotated as zinc finger protein 330. Gene Ontology annotation, cellular component: nucleus. The transcript has 10 exons. The record is from RefSeq and is a predicted model, not a curated record. Bases 148 to 1113 code for a protein of 321 amino acids. Lineage: Eukaryota; Metazoa; Chordata; Mammalia; Lagomorpha; Ochotonidae. Gene Ontology annotation, molecular function: zinc ion binding.